AUGGACGAAGUCGUAGUAGAAGUGGAGAAGACGAAGAGAGAAUGGGAAUCCGCUUACGAGAAGACGAUCGAACAUAUAAUGGCGAUUCAAGAGUACGGGAAAUCAAGGAGAGGAGAAAAAGAUGGAGUGGAGAAGAUUUCGUUACAGAGGCUUAACGGAUUGGCUCAGGAUGGUCUCUCUCUUCUCAAUUCUCUUCAAUUCAAUCUCGAUCUUCUCGCUCCCCAGCUCCCUUCUGAUGAUCAGGUCCAAUCUACUCAGUCUCUGCUUGAAACCUGGAAGAAUCAAUACCAAAGCUUGAGGGUAAACCUGAGAAGUGCUAAUUUGCAAGCAAAGGAUAACAUGAGGAAAUCUGCUCAAGAAGAGAGAGAGCUUCUCCUCGGUGGUGGCACAGAGUCCACAGUCCUCAGACGGAAAAGACAAGCAAAUGCUGGUGUGACAUCAGAUGCUGAAAGCAUAACCGAAAGUCUCAGGCGUUCACGGCAACUGAUGGUUCAGGAGGUGGAAAGAAGUACAAACACUCUUGUGGCUUUUGAUGAAUCUACUGGAGUACUUAAAAAGGCCGAGAGUGAAUACAAGGGACACAAGUCUUUGUUGUCGAGGACCCGGAAUCUACUUUCUACAAUGCAACGUCAAGACGUGAUUGACAGGUUAAUCCUCAUAAUUGGAUUUUCUCUCUUCGUCUUUGCUGUUCUUUACGUUGUUUCGAAGCGCAUAGGAAUCCUGAAACUGCAACGGAUGGCUACAGCUGCUAUUAAAGCUCAAUUGGCUCGAAAAGCAGCAAAUGAUGAUGCUAUGCCUCUCGGACAACAGUUUGAUCGAAAUGCUGUUCCAAAUGUUAAUAUUCCUCUACAACAACGCCCGCAUGAUGAACUCUAA
Messenger RNA from Arabis nemorensis, 876 nucleotides. The record is from the annotation of a GenBank genome assembly. NCBI's taxonomy places the organism in Eukaryota, Viridiplantae, Streptophyta, Magnoliopsida, Brassicales, Brassicaceae.